CCACAUAAUGGGAUGUGCCACCGCGUCGCUCCGCUGCUUUAAGCCCCAGCAGGUCAACAUAUUGAGCGCAGGAGGCGGCGCGACAUGCGCUGAGUCUCUGCGUGGCGUCCUGCGUGGGCUCGGUGCCGCUCAGCGGUCGUGAUAUUUUCGAAGUCCAAAAAGGAGACAACUCGGCUUUUUUUUUCUCCCCCAAGACGUGGAGGUUUGAGGGCACCCACUUGGGCUGGAUCUGUCGGUUCGGUCGGUCCACUCAGCAUCCCGCCAUGACCGUGACAGCGGCACGAAGCAGCCCGGCCUGCACUCCCCGCACACCGGCAUGGGUGCGUCCCCGGCACGCUCGCUUUUACAGAUGAGGAUUUGCGGCGCGGUUGCGCAAUGAGACAAUCCGGAAUCGAGUAUCGAUACAUAAUCUGAACAAUAUGGCCGAUCAGAGCAACAUCCAAUCCGCCGCCUCCAAGAGCAUCCGGCCUUUUAAAUCCAGCGAGGAGUACCUGUACGCCAUGAAGGAGGACCUGGCAGAGUGGCUCAACACCCUCUACGACCUGGACCUGACCGCGGACACCUUCAUGGAUGGUCUGGAGACCGGCUGCGGCUUGUGCCGGCACGCCAACAACGUCAACCGGGCCGCCCAGGACUUCCAGCUGGAGUACCCGGAGGCGGCCCAGUCCAUGAAGCUGCCCCGCAAAGACGUGGUCUUCCAGUCUCGCAACGUCAGCCCGGGUUCCUUCCUGGCCCGGGACAACGUGUCCAACUUCAUCAGCUGGUGCAGGCAGGAGCUGCGGAUCAAAGACGUGCUCAUGUUCGAGACCAACGACCUGGUGGAGAAAUGCAACGAGAAGAACUUCGUCCUCUGCCUGCUGGAGGUGGCCCGGCGGGGGUCCAAGUUCGGCAUGCUGGCCCCCAUGCUGAUCCAACUGGAGGAAGAGAUCGAGGAGGAGAUCCGAGACCACCAGGGCAGCCUGCAGAUGAGCCGGGUGCAGCAGGACCAGGUAGACCUGGAUGUGCCGGAGGAGCAGAGCCCGUCCAGCAGGGGUUUCAGCCGCAAGGAGAGCUGCCACAGCGUGGAGGACGAGCCGGAACCAGAACCUUUUGUCUGGCCUCAGAAGAGAGUUUUAUGCGACAUGAGAAACCUGGACGAGCUGGUCCGGGAGAUUCUGGGCCGAUGUUCCUGUCCUGCACAGUUUCCUAUGAUCAAGGUGUCAGAAGGAAAGUACAAAGUAGGAGACUCCAGUGCACUGAUCUUCAUAAGGGUCCUUCGUACUCAUGUGAUGGUGCGUGUUGGAGGGGGCUGGGACACGCUGGAGCACUAUUUGGACAAGCAUGACCCGUGUCGCUGCGCUGCCUUUGCCCAUCGCUACCAUCAGGCCAAAGGUCAAGGCCAGGGAGCCCAGAGCAAGUCCUCCAGUGCGCAUUCGUCCCGCUCCACAAGCCCCGGUCCACACUGGCGCAACGACGGCAUGGCGCCCUACAAAGUGACCUCCUGCGGACCGUGUGCCUCUUCUUCCUCCGCAAAGCCGGGCCACCCUCAGAACUCCUCUGCUGAACCCGAACCUCGUAUUGUUCUUCCACGGCCGCCCAGAGACCGCUCGGAACCACGCCCCUUCAACCCUGUCAGGAAUAGGGAGACAAAGCUGCCGGUGACCCGUCGUCUGUCAGCAGACAGUGACUCUUCCACAGCUUCCUCCAAAGGAGGAGGAAGUGGACGCGCCUCCCUCGGUGGGACACUACCCCGCUCUAGUGAAGAAGUCGUCCUCCUUGUCAAUCGCAAGGAGGGCAAGCAUGUGAUCGAGAGGCCCGGGAACCAGAGCUCCCCUCGUAGCGCGUUGCCCCGCGCCCGUAGUCAGUCUCGGGAGCGUUCGGCGCUCACAUCGGUACUGAAACCUAGCCCGCCGCAAGCCUCCGACGGCGUACGGGGCUCGCGCACGGAGAGGGGUCGAUCCCUUGCAAACGAAGGCCCCAGAAGGUUCCACGCUCCCCGCUCUCACAGCCAGGGUAAGGUGCCUGCACAUACUCGGUCCACUGAAGUCAUAGCAGGGCCUGGUCCCUGCCACAGGGAACCUCUACCGGCAGAGAGACGGGAGGACUUUCGCAACAAACAGAUUCCUCCUUCUUCCCCUAGAAUCAGCGGUGUGUUCUCCAAGAGGCAAUCAUCCUCGUGCUCCAACUCCCCCAUUAAAGGAGUCCAAAACAGCCCCAAUAAAAAGUCAGUAAACACGCCUAGACCUCCUCGCUCACCAUCCACAGGAAAAGGCAGACUGCUGCCCCCGGUUACUUCAGGGGGGCGCCGUUCUCCUCAUUCCUCCCCACGGAAUACUCACCAUCAACCCGCACGCGCUCUCCGAUUGUCCCAUGGCGCUCGGCCUAACGGGCGAAGCCUCGGUAGGAACUGUUCUGGGCUGGAUCAUCAACAGCCUGAAGGGGAAGGAUUGGGCCUCCAGAUGCUUCCAUCGCUGGACCCCCAGAGAGAGCAAGACCUGUAUCGCAGCUUGGAGGCCGAGUACUUAGCCAAUACAGGACAAACCAGAGGAAUUGGCCUACAUUGUCCUAGAACUCAGUCAGUGCCAACACUCACUGAUUGCAACAUCACAGAUUCUGCUUAUUCCUCCUCGAACUCGUCCUCUUCCUCCUCGGGCACCAAGAUAGGUGCCCUGCCGAACCUAAAGGAGUCCAAAAGACCCCUAGAAGACCCCUUGAAUCUACUUACCUUUGGGGGAUCACACACAUUUGGUCAAGGAGAGACUGAACACUGGAGGGGGUUUGGUUUGAAGAAGCUCCCGGCCAUUCCUAGCGUAUCCGUGGAGGACCCAAAAAGACUUGUCCACCAGGGAGCUCCUCAAGUUAUGAAUGGAGACCACGGCAGUCCUCCUCCAGAGGGCCAACCAGAUCCCGGCUGGCGCACAACUCCACAGAAUCCCCAUCUAAGCUUACCGUAUGAUGCACACAGCGAUGACAGCGAUGGAGUCCCGCCCCCACAGACCGUCCCUCCGUCCGAGGACUGCUCCUUCCAGGAUUCAUCCAGCGAAAACUCCUCCAUGUGCUUCAGCCUCAGCGAGUCACACUCCGAAUCCCCGCCGCCGUCGUCCCCCCUCGCCAACGGCGACACGUCUAUAGACGGGCCGCACGCUAAAAAAGAGCUAAAGAAGAGCGACAGUUUGAUUUCAAAGCACAAGCUGACAAAGAUGAGACCUCGCGCCGACAACGGGCCGGCAAACAGUCCCUCGCGUAUCCCGACGCUUGUCAGCUUCAGGGACGCGCAGGUCUCACCCUGCCGCACGCCGCCACUCUCCCCUCAGACCUCCCGCCGUGGCCCUCGCAACAUCCUGAUCACCGAUGUGGUUCGUCCGCAACCUUGUUCUCCCGCCAUGGGCUGCAAAGAUCGCACCUUCCCUGCCAAGUCCGGGAGCUUAGACACUGAAGCUUGGAUGUGAGACUACUGGGUAAAAAAAAAAAGACUGUAUUGCAUGUCACAUUGCUUUUAUUUUGCACUCAAGCCAAAAUAUUUAUUACCAAAGGAACAUUUUUGCCAAUUAUUUGUAACAUUUGCAGAGCAACCAUGUGCCCCAUGAAGGGGUGUGGUCAAGUGCCAGAAGGUUUAAAAACUGUCCAGAACAUACAACUUUGGCGCCCUCUUGUGGUCUGUUUUGGCCUUGCAAGUCACCCCCUUCCAUUUUAGAAGUCUGGAUUGGACUCAGCAUACAUUUUCCAAUACACACAUGUUUUUUGUUAGAUGCAGUAAAUCCAUUCAAGGUCAUUAGGCUGUUAUUAUCACUGACAUAAAUGUGCUUAUUUGCCUCCAACCAAACUGUGUGAUAGACAUGUACAGCUUAGAGUGAAUGUGUAAAUAUACAAACUACAUGUUUUUGUGCCCCCGCUGAGCAUUGUGGGUGCAUUGUGUAUAUAAGAUGGCAAUGUACAUAGCUGGUGUAUUAAGACGUCCUGGGCUGCCUUAGCUAUGCAAUAUCGGUGAUAAAACAACAACAACAACAACAAAAUUGCCUUGACGAUUCCCUUUUGCCUUAAAAUAUUCUCACAGGUUUAAGUUUUGAAUGUUUUCGUUACAAAAUCACUACAUGGCCAUCAUGAAUGGUUAUCAGAAUGAGAGAAUGUUGGCCAAUUUGAAUUCAAUGUACAAUUCAUGCCUACCAAUCCAAAUGUGGUCAUAAGUGCAAAAACAGGCCUAUCGUCCACAGGAGAAAAUGUUCUGCUGCUAAUUGAUCAAAAGCCUCUUUUCAGAUUGAUAAGGAGUGAUUUUUAAAGCUGCACAAACACCGCUAUGUAACACGAUUUAAAGGCUUCCGCUACAGUUCAUUCGAAAGUGGAAAAACGGGGAGGAUUGUUGGUGUCAGGGCCUUUCAAAAUGGUUAUAUUAGCAGCAGUAACAACACGAGCUAUAAUUUGUGUAAUGAAAUUGGAUUAAUGAGACAUUUCAGGCCACUUAACUGGGUUUACAAGGACUGUGCAUAUAUAUACAUGUGUACAUAUUGAAUGAGCGCAAUGAAAGAUGGUCCUAUUUAUUUAUUUAUAAAGUGAUGUCUCACUGGUACUGUAAAUGAAUGCUGGACGAAAGAAGGAAAAAAAACAUGUAUUUCUGUGCUUCCUUUAUUUAAUUUUAAUUGUUUUAAAAAAAAAUCAUACCACUUUCAAACUGUUAGUUGUUUAGUAGACUUGCAAAUCUGAAUACGUUAUUUUUAUCUUGUAAAGGUCUUUAAAAUGGGUUAAAUACAGAUAAAAGUCUGUCAGCAAAGAGAGUCAACUUUUCAAUCUAAUCUGCAACUUAACGGUCUUUUCUCUGCCCCCAAACCAGCAAAAUCUGAAUGUUCCGAAUUGUCUUCGACGCUGAUGCCUAAAGUCGGUCUAUUAAAUGCACAACUUGUGAACCUUUUGAUGUACAAAGAAAACUGCAAUACUUCACAGUGGUUGUUGUUUCUUUCACAGGUGAAAAUGCUGUGGCGUUGUUCUUGUAAUAAAUACUUUUCUCUGAAG
Nerophis lumbriciformis (worm pipefish) is the source of this 4983-nucleotide messenger RNA. RefSeq names its product growth arrest-specific 2 like 1 (gene gas2l1). Gene Ontology annotation, molecular function: microtubule binding; cytoskeletal adaptor activity; actin filament binding. NCBI's taxonomy places the organism in Eukaryota, Metazoa, Chordata, Actinopteri, Syngnathiformes, Syngnathidae. Gene Ontology annotation, biological process: protein localization to microtubule plus-end; actin crosslink formation; regulation of microtubule polymerization or depolymerization. The record is from RefSeq and is a predicted model, not a curated record. Gene Ontology annotation, cellular component: actin filament; microtubule plus-end; cytoplasm.